Drosophila rhopaloa is the source of this 768-nucleotide messenger RNA. Its product is annotated as larval cuticle protein A3A-like. Gene Ontology annotation, cellular component: extracellular matrix. The coding region runs from base 58 to 729 and encodes 223 amino acids. The transcript has 2 exons. Lineage: Eukaryota; Metazoa; Arthropoda; Insecta; Diptera; Drosophilidae. The record is from RefSeq and is a predicted model, not a curated record.
CUCAGCACCGUUUCUGCAAAGAACCAGCCCACCAACCAAAAAAAAUAAACUCCUAAAAUGGCAUUCAAGUUCGUGUUCGCCCUCGCCUUCGUCGCCGUGGCCAGCGCCGGUUACGCCCCCAUUGCCGCCCCCCAGCUGUACCACGCGGCCCCCGCGGUGGCCACCUACGCCCACGCCCCCGUCGCUGUGGCCCAGAAGGUCGUGGUCAAGGCCGCCGAGGAGUACGACCCCACCCCCCAGUACCGCUUCUCGUACGGAGUCGACGACAAGCUGACCGGCGACAACAAGGGGCAGGUGGAGGAGCGCGACGGAGAUGUGGUCCGCGGAGAGUACUCCCUGAUCGACGCCGACGGCUACAAGAGGACCGUGCAGUACACCGCCGACCCCAUCAACGGAUUCAACGCCGUGGUGAACCGUGAGCCCCUCGUCAAGGCCGUCGCCGUUGCCCCGGUUGUGAAGACCAUCGCCGCCCCCGUCGCCCACUACGCCGCCCCCUCUGUGGCCCACUACGCCGCCCCUGCUGUUGUGAAGACCGUGGCUCCAGUUGCCCACUAUGCCGCCCCCGCUGCCUACACCUCCUACGCCGCCCCUGCUGUCGUGAAGACCGUGGCCCCCGUGGCCCACUAUGCUGCCCCCGCCGUGGUCAAGACCGUGGCUCCAGUGGCCCACUACGCCGCCCCCGCUGCCUACGCCUCCUACGCCGCCCCUGCUGUCGCCUACCACCACUGAGAACUGACAUCCCCACUCCCAAAUCCCUUAUUGUUAUAG